Messenger RNA from Closterium sp. NIES-67, 2369 nucleotides. Lineage: Eukaryota; Viridiplantae; Streptophyta; Zygnematophyceae; Desmidiales; Closteriaceae. The record is from the annotation of a GenBank genome assembly.
AUAAUCAGAUACUAGUACUACCUGCGCGUCCGAACCGGUUCGAAGUCGUGCUAACAACUUCCAGUGCUGCCUGCUGAUUACUCCGCGCCAGUCGUCGCAUAGCUACACACCAUCGAUCUGCUUCUGAGCCGACUCGAAAGCUACACACGAACGAUCUGACGCGCGGACCUAGACUUUCGCGAUCAGGCUGUCCUCUCAGCUGCACCACGACACGAGCUGUUUGGCCCGAGUGCUUGCGUCUAGGCGCUUGUGAGUACCGCGGAUUCGUUACCCAGCAGUUCGGGCAUCAUAUAUCCAUAAUCGGAAAUCGCCGCUGCUAUCAGAAUGAAGUCUAGACUAAAAGUGCAGCAUGAGUCAGAAUCUAGAUCGAUUUACUGCACCAGAAGGAGCAGCAGCAGCAGCAGCAGCGGAGGCAGAAGGCACCAUAGACGAGGGAGCCUAGUUACCAGCAGCAGCAGCGGCAACUUCGGCAGCCGCACACAGUCGUGGCUGUCAUCUAGAUACUGGCUCGUGCCGCUGGCGUCCCUGCUUCUCUUCUCCGCGGCGACUGCUCACCUCACACAGGACGGCAGCAGCGCGAUUGCCGCCGCGAUCGGCGCAAACGGCGGGGCAGCGCACUUCACAUCCCGGGUCUUCCUCUCGCUUGACGCCGCCAAAUCCGCCUCCGCGCCACUUUCGCGGAGGCAUGCGCGCGUGCUGGCGGGUAAGGCGGCGGACGGCGUGAACGCGCUGCUCAACAUCUCGUCGCCAUUCAACAACUUCGGGCGCAUGUACACGCUGCUGACCCUGGGCACGCCGGCGCGCACGUUCGUGGUGAACGUGGACACGAGCACGAGCCUCUCCUGGGUCUCCUGCGACUGCCUGCAGUGCCCCUCCUCCUCCUCCAUCGUCAGCCCGCUCUCCGAGUUCUCAACAGCAGCAUCGUCCACCGCCAAGCCUGUGGGGUGCAAGGACGCAGCAUGCUCCCCCGCCCCCGUGUUUGGCUGCAACCAGCUGGCGGAGGGGGGCAAGCAGGGUGUGUGCGAGUACGCCCUCGCCACCAACGGCACGCUGGUGGCGGACCGGAUCGGCCUCAUGGCUGCUGAUGGCACCACUACCAGCGCUGCUGCGACUGUGGUGUUUGGUUGCGCCAGCGUCCGCCCCAUUGAAGACCUGGACGACCCAGUGGCAGUGGACGGAGUCCUGGGUCUCGGCGCCCGGAGCUACUCUGUUCUCAACCAGCUGGCGGUAGCGGCCGUGGUGCCGGCGGCCUUCUCCCUGUGCUUCGACUCCACGUCCAACUCGGGGUUCUUGUCGCUAGGGGCGCCUCUCGUCCCACCCAACGUUACUACCACGGACUAUGUGGGCUUCGACAAUGACACGCGCUACUUCCUGCCGCUGACUCAGAUCCGCGUGGGCGGGAGGGCAGUGAAGGGCAGCGCGGUGGUGAGCAAGCUCAACGCGGACCUCACAGGGGGCUUCACAGUCAAAAGCAGCUACCUCUCCUCGGGGCUUAAAGCCGACGUGCAUGCUGACCUAGUCAAACUCGUGUUUGCCAACUCGUCUCUGCGCCGAGCUGACAUGGACGUCUACUCAUGCGUGCACCUCACCGUCUUUGAGGCGCAGGAUAUGGUGUUUCCGUCCAUCUUCCUGGACGUGAAGGAGGGCUCGCUGGAGAUCACAUCCAACAACUACCUCAUCAAAUAUGGCGAGGACAGCACGGGCAUGAUUCUGUGCCUCUCAGCGAUCGUCGUCGAGGAUGACCUGGCCAACGGGUUCAUUGGAGCCCUGUGGCUGAGAGACCUCUACCUGCGCUUCGACCUCAGCAAGAAGAAGCUCGCCUUCCGACCCCUCAACUGUUCAGCAGGGGAGUACUUCACAUCGAUCCCAGCGCCCCCUCCCCCAGCACCGCCUGCUGCUGCCCCGCCCCCAGCACCAGCACCUACAGCAGCCAACAGCACGGGCCUCCCUGCUCACGACAAGGAGGGGAACAAUGGGGUCAUUCCUAGUGACCUCCCAGUAGCGCUGCAGAGCAACGGAUCGUCUGACGCCAGUGCCUCAGGGGGGACCAGUGGCAAAGCAGGACGGCCGUCUUAUUCUCUCCAGCAGCCCCACUCUUUUGCUGCUCUUGCUCUGGCUUUCCUCACGCUGCUUCUAGUGUAAAGUUACCUGUACCCUACCAGGCCAGCACCGUACAGUAGUUGAACAGACCCCAUUACUAGGCCUGUCUCGCAAAGGGGGGUGGGGGGGUGGGGAAACUCGAACUCAACGCCCCCUCCAGUAUCGACUGUAGCAGGCCGGUAACAUAUCGUAACGACUGUGAAACUACACAAAUGUAUGUUAUGCAUGUUUGCAGUUAAUCAAUGGGUUGAUAAAUCUCAGCGUUAACC